GAGGGGAAGACCCGAAGGCCCGGCCAAAGGAGGGAGCGCGCGGCCACGGCAGGGAUUAAAGACACACAGGAGUCUUCAUGGAUAUAGUUGAUACAUUUAACCAUUUAAUUCCUACUGAACACUUAGAUGAUGCCCUAUUUCUAGGAUCCACCCUGGAGAAUGAAGUCUGUGAGGAUUUUAGUACAAGUCAAAAUGUCUUAGAGGAUUCGCUGAAGAACAUGCUCAGUGAUAAGGACCCUAUGCUAGGAUCUGCAAGUGCUCAGUUCUGUUUGCCUGUUUUGGAUAGCACUGAUCCCAAUUUCCAGAUGCCUUGUUCAACAGUUGUUGGACUUGAUGAUAUUAUGGAUGAAGGAGUUAAAGAAACUGCCCGCAGUACUAAUGAUGAAGAUGAUUUUUCACCUAACAAGAAUUUGAGGGACCAAAUGGAUGGAACUUCAGUCAAAUCACCUAGAAAAUCUCCACGUUUAAUGACACAAGAACCUGUACGAAGUCUGCGACAGAGCACACUAGCCAAGCGCUCCAGUGCUUUGCCAGCUGCUAACCCCAAGAAGCCGGCUAUAAAGCCUGGAGCUGCCCAAAAGGCAGGGUUGAAACAGCAGGACAAAGGGCUGACCAGGCCAGAAGAUAGCAGUGCACCAGAGCAUCCAAAAGAGGUUGGGCGCACUAGUGAGGAACCCUGCCAGGAAGAGGAGGCAACAGAAGUAUCAUCAGCAUCAAUCAAUUCAGAUUGGGCUACAUGUUGUGCAAAGUCAGAAGAAGUGAAAACGGAUAGUGAACAUAAAAUUCCCAAUCAAGCAAAAAUAGCUGAAGCAUCUCAUGAACAAGAGAAUUCUUCAUACUUCCCAGGAGCCAGUUCUCCAACUAAAGUUGUUGCCAAAAGUGAAUGCGGUAGUGUUGGACCAGGGAUGGCAGCAUCUUCCCAUUCAGAGACUAUUCAGGUACAAAAUAAUCCAACUGAAAAGGAAGGGAAUGAAACUGUGGUUAAGGAAAUCAGUUCUGAAGUUACCCCAAAGGAAAAGACAAAUCAUAAACCUGAGGAAGAGCUGAACAAAUCUAUAACGGAAAGUGAAAGCAACAAAACUGGAAUGGCCGAAACGCCACAUAUUACAACUGGUUGUGAGAAUGCAAGUGAGACUGAGGAAACCCUUUCAGUUCAGACCAGCUUUGUGGAUCGGAAACCUGAUGGUAGCUCAGACUUGCAAGCUAGUGGGGAGGUUGCUCAUCAAAUCAGUUUGCCAGGAGAAGACAAACAAGAGCCUUCAGAUGGCUCUAAAAAAGAUAAGAUGAAAAAUGAUCCUGUAGAUAGCUUGGAACUUGAUCAGACCGAUUCCAAAAGUAGUAAUGCUGUUUCUGUCCAAUCAGUAACUAGUAUGUUAGAAGGUGUUGUUCAAGUCAUUCCAGUCCAAAUGGUACAGCAGCAGAAUGAAAGAGAACAGGUGGGAGAGCAUGAGACCCCUGGGCUGCAGGAAGAUAAGCCUACUAGCACUUCAUCAAAAUGUAUAAAAAAUGUGAAGCCCAAGCAUGCCAAGUGUAAACAAAAUAAAGCUACAGUUGUCCAACAAAAGUUAGCUUCCAUAAACCAAGAGGUGCAUCCUAGUCAAUCUUCAGGAAGUCUGAAACGUAAUGCGGAAAAACAAGGGAAUCUGCAGCAUUUUCAUAAGCCAGCGAAAGUUAAGAAAAAACAUGAAAAUAAGGAUCUGAAAGCCCAGAGCUGUGACUCUGGAAUGGCUCUAAAGAAACAGCCCCCUGGGAAAAAUGUUCCACGGGCCCAAACCACAGCACAAGUACAAAAAAUAUCUACCGAAAGAGCCAUUGACAACAAGUCCGUCGGCCGUCAAGCUGGUUCAAAAGAAGCCCCAUCUUUAAUGACUGGAUCUGUGCAUCCCAAGCAAGGACAGUUGCUACACAACCAGAAACAGCUACAAAAACAUCCAUUCCUGAAAACAAAUAAUUGUGUUAAAGAAGAAGAAGGAGGAGGAGGAGUGAAGAAAGAUUCCAUGGGAAUGCUUAUGGAUCAUUCUAAAGAGGAUGAAAAAGAAAAAUUUAAACUCAGAAAGUUAGAAAAGAGUCUUCAGCCUCGGCAGAGAAGAAGCAGCAGAAGCCUUUCAGUUGAUGAGCCACCUUUAUUCAUUCCAGAUAAUAUUUCUACUAUAAAACGAGAGAGCUCAGACCACCUAUCUCCCAGUGAAAGCAAAUCUCUCUGGGUUCCUAGUAAGCAGUGUGGGUUUUGCAAAAAGCCACAUGGCAACAGGUUCAUGGUGGGCUGUGGUAGAUGUGAUGAUUGGUUUCAUGGCGAUUGUGUUGGAUUGAGUCUUGCUCAGGCCCAACAAAUGGGAGAAGAAGACAAAGAAUAUGUAUGUGUGAAAUGUUGUGCUGAAGAAGACAAAAAACCAGAUGUUCUAGAUCAAAAUGUGCUGGACACCCAAGUAAAACAAGAACCAACUAGAGAAAGUAGAACAAUGGAAUAUGAGAAGCCUGGGAUAUCGAAGCAAACAUCCACAUGCCCACCAAAUAAAACAAAGCUGGGGGAAGACAAUGUGAAGCACAAAGUCAAAAUUUUUAAACGGGAAUCUGGUGAUGGAAGGCCAGUAUCAGAAAGCAAGGAUUCUGACAUGAAAAAGGGGGCUCAAAUUCCUAGUAAGAAAACGGGGCAAAUGCCUACUGUUCCUCAUCAGUCUUCUGAAGAUAAACAGGAAAAAAAUAGCAAAGAUACUCUUAGUGUUUCUUGUUCAAGUGAAAGUUCAACAAAAUCAGGGUUUCAGGAUAGACCAGAAGGAAAGAAAAAGAGAACAGAGAAAGGAGGAACUGCUGGUAUCAUACACCCACCUACUACACCUGCAUCUAAGCCUUCUACUGAUCAGAUAAGACAGAGUGUCAGGCAGUCACUCAGGGAAAUCCUAGAGAAAAGACUUGCUGACUCGACUCUGAAGAUUCCCGAAGAAAGAGCUGCAAAAGUUGCAAGCAGGAUUGAAAAAGAGCUGUUUUCUUUUUUUCGGGAUACUGAUUCCAAGUACAAGAAUAAGUAUAGAAGCUUGAUAUUCAAUCUGAAAGAUCCAAAAAACAAUAUACUAUUUAAAAGAGUACUGAAAGGUGAUGUUACUCCAGACCAUCUCAUAAGAAUGAGCCCAGAAGAAUUGGCUUCCAAAGAACUAGCUGCAUGGAGGAAAAGAGAAAACCAACACACAAUUGAAAUGAUUGAAAAAGAGCAGAGGGAAGUUGAAAGGCGACCAAUAACAAAAAUUACUCAUAAAGGUGAAAUAGAGAUUGAGAGUGAAACUCCAGUAAAAGAGCAAGAAGCAGUCAUGGAACUUCAGGAAUCUGUUCCAGUUAAGGUUGUGGAAAAGACGGAGGAAACUGAAAAAGAUAAAGAAGUUGAUGAAUCUGCCACUCCUGAUACAACAAGUCAGCACAAACAUCAUCUCUUUGAUCUCAACUGUAAAAUUUGCAUAGGUCGAAUGGCACCACCUAGUGAUGACCUUUCCGUGAAAAAAGUGAAAGUGUCUGUUGGAGUUGCCCGUAAACCUUCAGAUAAUGAGGCAGAAAACAUUGCAGAUGCCCUUUCCUCAACAACAAACAUUUUAGCUUCAGAAUUAUUAGAGGAAGACGAAGAAUUACCAAAUCCAGCAAUUGCCUCUGCUUCAACCCCUAGGUCGGAAACACCAGGCACUGUUGAAAGUGAAACACUCUUCCUAGCUCGUCUGAACUUUAUUUGGAAAGGUUUUAUCAACAUGCCGUCUGUUGCAAAGUUUGUUAUCAAAGCUUAUCCAAUCUCUGGUUCUUUUGAAAAUUUAACAGAGGAUUUACCUGAUAGUAUCCAAGUAGGUGGCAGGAUAUCACCUCAGACUGUUUGGGAGUAUGUUGAGAAAAUAAAAGCUUCAGGGACAAAGGAAGUCUGUGUGGUUCGAUUCACCCCUGUGACUGAAGAGGAUCAGAUUCCAUACACCUUGCUGUUUGCGUACUUCAGCAGCCGAAAGCGUUACGGUGUAGCAGCUAAUAACAUGAAGCAAAUCAAGGAUUUAUAUAUUAUCCCUUUAGGUGCCUCUGAUAAAAUUCCACAUCAGCUGGUGCCAUUUGAUGGUCCUGGAAUCGAAGUCCACCGACCCAAUUUGUUGCUGGGGCUGAUCAUUCGCCAGAAGUUAAAAAGACAGAUAAAUGCAGCUGGUAAUGCUAGCACAAGUCAUGCUGAAGAAAGUCUUGAAGGCGGCUCCAUGAGUUUGCCACCAGAAAAGAAAAACAAACUAAGCAAACCCGAAGUGCUUCAUUCAGAAGCAGUGGAAAAGGAGGAGGAAAAUGACUUUUUUAACUCCUUCACAGCUGUGUUGCACAAGCAAAGGCUUAAGUCUCAGCAGUCUAAUUCAGAAGAAGUAACCACCAAUGAACCUUCUGUGGAGACCAUAAAACAUGAGCCGACAAAACCCCUGCGGUUCCUUCCUGGAGUUUUGGUUGGAUGGGAAAAUCAGCCAUCGACUCUGGAGUUAGUAAGUAAACCAUUGCCUGUAGAUGAUAUUCUUCAAAGUCUUCUGGGUACAACAGGGCCGAUGCCUGAACAUAUUCAGUCAACAGCAGACCAUACUGCUAAUGAAAACCUGCCUGAAAAACAGGCAAAUAUAAGAGAAGAAAAAAUGGACAUUUCUGUAGUAACUGCUGGAGUUGAAGAAACUAAAGAUAACCAGGGCAUUUCACAAGAAUCCACAGAUAAUAUAUCAGCAGCUGAUACACCGGUUGCAGAUGUCUCAUGCUCUUCAGGAAAUCUGACUAGCCUAAGUCUUAAGGGGAAACCACCAGAUGUUUCUACAGAAGCAUUUUUAGCAAACUUAGCUAUUCUGUCACAGAACAAAGAAACCAAAGAGGCUGCUGAAAGCAAUGUUAUGUUGGGAGAUGAAGAUAAUGUUUCUCAGGAAAAUAAAAGGACCACCAAUUGUCCUGUCUCACCCAGCUUGGGAAAAGCAGUUGGGAGCAGUAAUGAUGCUAUGGCAUCUGUUGAUACUGUGGGUGUUAAUAGUGCAAAAUCUCCACUGUUCAUUAAUCUUAAAAGGGAUCCAAGACAAGCAGCAGGACGAAGCCAACAGAACAAUGCUUCAGAAGGUGAAGGCGACGGUGUUAGAAAUGAAGACAUACAAAAUAACCAACAACUGGACACUUCAGAAAUGGAAGAGACAAAAGUGAAUAAUAAACAGUCUUCAGGAAAUGACCUAGACUUAGAUGAGAGCAGUAAUCAAGCAUGCAAGAUGACAACAACUUCAGCUGUAACUCAAGCAGAUGGUGUCUGUUCCUCCCAGCUGGAAGAUACAAAUCAGUCCCCUGAAAAAGCACUGAUGCAAAACAUUGAGACAGUACAGUCAGUUAGAAGAGGCCUAUUGCCACCUCCACCACCACCAUCAUCGUCAUCUUCAGCAUCAUCAUCAUCAUCAUUAUCUCAGUUUGAAACUGAAAAUUCCUGCCAUGCUGAGUUCAGUAGCAAAAUAGGUAGUCCUGUUACAAGUGGAAACUUCUCACCAAUAAGGACUCAGCAGCCCAAUUUUCAGCACACGAAAACUAUUCCACACACUUUUCAGUUUCAAGCGGCUGUUUCUCCCAGCUUUCCUCCGCAAAACAAUCCUGUGUUUGGGUUUCCUCCCCAUCUGCCCCCUCCACUCCUUCCUCCUCCAGGCUUUGGCUUUGCUCAGACCCCUCUGCUCCCUUGGUCCCCUGUGAUGCAUCUAACAGGUCAGCCCCCACGCUUUGUUGGACCAGUUCCACCAGUUCCACCACUGGCUCACAAACAGUCAAGAUUCUCAGGGCCAGAGCACUUUUAUCAGGGCAGAGACAACAGGAGACCAGAGAGGCGUCAUAGUGACCCUUGGGGCAGACAAGGUCCGCAUUUGGAGAGAACCUUCAGUAGGAGGAAAAACGACCAGCAUAGGCAAAGAUUUUACAGCGAUUCUCACCACCAGAAAAAGGGGAGGCACGGCUGGGAGCCAGAUUCUGACAGGAACAUACCUAGAGAUAAAACCCAGGAUAAAGAAAGAGACAGAAAAAGCAGGGAGGAGGGGCAUCGGGACAAAGAGAGGUCACGACUUUCACACAGUGAUAAGGACUCUGAAGGCAAAUCCUCGAGAGAAAGUAGAAAUCCUGAAAAGAAGGAUGCUCCUAAAAGUGAAGAGUGGGCUCACGAGAAGGAGAAAGAGAGAGAGAAAAGUAGGGAGAGGCAUAGAGAGCGAGAAAGCGAAAAGAACCGAGAUAGGCAUCACAAAGACAGGGACCACAGUGACCGAAGUAAAAGCAAAAGGUAAAAGCCACAACGUUCACAGGCUGUCUUCUAAAGUUUUAAAUAAACAAAAGAAUCUGUGUUCAAUACGUCCUCAAACUCUGUAAAAUAUGUCUGGGUAUAAUUGUGCCAUCAUUUUUUCUUU
Messenger RNA from Euleptes europaea (tarantolino), 6392 nucleotides. RefSeq names its product PHD finger protein 3 (gene PHF3). The transcript has 16 exons. Bases 78 to 6272 code for a protein of 2064 amino acids. The record is from RefSeq and is a predicted model, not a curated record. Gene Ontology annotation, cellular component: nucleus. Gene Ontology annotation, biological process: DNA-templated transcription. NCBI's taxonomy places the organism in Eukaryota, Metazoa, Chordata, Lepidosauria, Squamata, Sphaerodactylidae.